GCCCGGCCCCCGGUGGGACUGACAGACUGACACAAACACACACUCACACGUGCCCGAGGAUGGGCUGGGCCAGGGGCCUGGGGGCGGCGCUGAUAGGUGCUGAGUCGGUGCUGGAGAAGCCCGGGAGGAGGAGCGGCGCUGGGCGGGGACCGGAGGGGUGUGGUGGGUGUGGGCCGAACCGUGCGCGUAGACUGAGAAGGAAACCCGGGUCUGCAGCGCUGAAGAGCUGGGUGUAGUUUGCAGAUGUAAAAUGGAAUGGGUCCCGUAGGAAGAAUUGCACGUGUAGGCAGAGGAACAGUUUUUGUGGGAUGGAGGUUGGACCUGCAACUUUUAGACAGUUUUAGCAUGACAUUUAAAACAGCGUUUAGGAUGAAAUAUCUCUAGAAAAAUAAUUUUGGCUUAUGUAAAAAGGUGUCUUAAACCAUUAAAAAAUAAUUUUAUCAUUUACUACCCAUGUCGGUCAUCGAAGAUUUAUGGAAUGUUACUAAAUGGUUAAUGGUUACUUUUGCAUACUACUGAUCUUUUCUCUCCGUUUCAUCUGAGGACACCCAAUUUUUGCAAUAAUAGGGAAUGCAUCAACACACAUUUUUUAAAGUUUAUACAUUUAUGUUUAUUCUACCAGAAAUCAUAGGCAAGUCAGAUGAUACUGUGCUCUUGGUAUUCGCCACCCAUAUAUCCAAUUAUUUAACACAAGAGGAGGAUACUAAAAUGAAUGUAUUGUUUUAUAAUAAUUGUCUGUGUCAGCCAAGUUAAUUUCUAAAGUUUAAAUUUUUCGGGAGUGGAAAAAUUCAAUGUUUUUGGUAUUGGUAGUUGAAGUGGAAUAGUAGUUUGACUGUUUACUAUUAGAAUGAAUUUAAGUUUAGCAAGUCACUUAACCUUUUUGGCCUCAGUUUCCUCAUCUAUCAAGCGGGGAUAAUAAUAGUACUUCUCUCAUAGAGUUGCUUUGAGGAUUUAAUGAGUUAAUAAAUGUGAAAUCAACAGUGCUGCUCCCAUAGUUAGCCCAGUAUAAGUGUUAGCCAUUUUAAUGUAAGUAGUAGCAGUCGUUGAAUAAUAUGAGUGUAUACUUCAUAUCUGAAACUGGGCAUUAUACUUGUGUUCUUACAGAAUAGCUCCUAGAAAUUGUGUUAAUUUUUUGGUUCUUGAUUUGUCACUGUAAUUUAAAAGUAACCUUUGUCAUUGGCUUCCCAUAUGCUAUUUUCAAGACUAACGGUGAUUUUUUUCACCAAAAACAGUUAACAUAGUGCCUGUCUUCGUUAAGUGAGCUCUCUUUAAGGAACCUCUUCUUGAAUCCUUUCAUAAGAGUAGGAUUAUUUAGUAAUAGAAUAUUCACAUAUUUGCUUUGUAAAUUACUUUUAAUACUUUAGUAAUUUUGUAUUUCUGUAGUAUGUUUGUUACCCUUGUCUCCACAGUGCAUUAUUGCUGUGACUCACAUAAAAAACAAUCCAUUCACGUUAUUAUUUUGAAGUUAUAAAGUAUCCUCCUGAUUGAUGUCACAAGAUUUUAGACCUGGAAGAACCUUAGAGUUCAUCUGAUCUAUCAGAUGUGGGAAUAGGGAUUUAGAAUGAGACAAGAGAAUGACUGAAUGAAAGUGCUAAGAGACAGCAUAUGGGUUUGAAUUACUGGUGUUUUCAAAAGCUCUGUGUGUAAUAAACAUUUAUUUAUUUAUUUUCUUUUCUCUGAGUCUCCCUCUAUAGCCCAGGCUGGAGUCCAGUGGCGUGAUCUCAGCUCACUGCAACCUCCGCCUCCCGGGUUCAAGCGAUACUCGUGCCUCAGCCUCCCAAGUAGCUGGGAUUAGCUGUCACCGCGCCUGGCUAAUCUUCGUAUUUUUGGUAGAGAUAGGGUUUCGCCAUGUUGGCCAGGCUGGUCUCAAGCUCCUGACCUCAGGUGAUCUGCCCGCCUCGGCCUCCCAAAGUGCUGGGAUUACAGGCCCUAGCCACCGCGCCCGGCCUAUAAUAAACAUUUCUUAGUCUUAAAAAAAGCAGCCUAAGAAACUACAUAAAGGCACUUGAGAGAAAAGACAACGAUAGCAGUUACAUCUAGAGGCUAUUAUGGAUUGGAGGAUGAGAAGGGAACUGCAUGUACCUCAACAAGGCGUCGGUCAACACUGCGAAGUUUGGCAGGCUUAACAAGUGGAGUUUUUGAAUCUAUAAUGGUUCAAGUUUUGAGACAGGAAGAACAGCUGAGAGCAAAAGAAGAAAAAAGGCUUCGGGAGCAGGAAAGAAAAGAAGCAGAAGAAGCUAGUCAAAAGGAAAUAGAAGAAUGGGAAAGAAAACUUCUAGCUCAAGCAGCUCCAACUUGUAUGGAGACCAUGUGGGAAAUUCCAGCUAUUGGGCAUUUCCUUUGUUUAGCUCAACAAAUUCUAAAUUUGCCAGAAAUAGUCUUUUACGAAUUGGAACGUUGUCUUCUGAUGCCUCAGUGUAAUGCUUUUCUAUCGAAAAUAAUGACUUCUCUAUUAAGUCCUCCCCAUCGCAGACCUACCUUACAUCGAAGACCUACUUUGCCUUAUAGGACCUGGGAAGCAGCGCUGAGGCAGAAAGUACAACAGUGGUACACUGCUGUAGGGCAAACUGAAAAUCCUGAUAACUGUGCUGAAAAACUGGGGUUGUGUCCUCAGUUUUUUAAAGUUCUUGGAGAAGUUAAUCCAUUGGAAGAAAAACCUUUUCACGAACUACCUUUUUACCAAAAAGUAUGGCUACUUAAGGGUCUUUGUGACUUUGUGUAUGAAACACAAAAGGAAGUUCAAGAUGCUGUGCUUGGACAGCCUAUCCAUGAAUGCAGGGAAGUUAUUCUUGGUUAUGAUUAUUUGGAGAAUGCUUAUGUACAUUUUCCACAGUUCUGUGGUGCAGAUGUACGGAUUUAUAAACAGAGACCCUUUCAGGCCCCAGAAUUUCCAGUUCCACCCAUUAAAAUACAAAGAGUACCUCGGAUUAAAUUGGAGAAAUUGAAGUGUGACUAUGUUAGUACAAGUAAUGGAGAACAUAGAUGUAGCAGAGAUAGCCUGCCCUCUUCCUUCAAGAAAGAGCAGGAAAAUAAUUUUGAUCCAGGUUGCUGUCCUGCUAAAAUGAUCUUGGAUAAUCAUGACAUCUCUGUUGAAAUGGAAGUAAAAUCCAACUAUGAAAUUAGAAUUCGCAGGCCUUGUGAAAUUAAAAAAACUGAUUGUUGUAAAGAAAAUUUAGAGAAACCAGGGAGUCCAGGGGAAGUUACUGGCUUUGGAGAGCCUCUCAGUCCAGGUGAAAUAAGGUUUAUAGAAAAUCAGGAAAAACACGGUGAAGCUUCCAGAAUAAAGAUUGAACCCAGUCCAUUAAAAGAAAAUACUCUAAAAUCUUGCCAAAUACAUGUAAAUGGAAGUCACAGUGAUCAUCCAGAAAUUAACUGCCACAAAGUUGUAAGGGAUAUUCUAUUAGAGCAGUCACUACAGAGCCACAAGAAACUCAAACUAACGAAAAUGAGGGCAAAAAAGAAGAAAAAGAAAAAAAAGAAAUUGAAAGAUGUUUUGAAUGAAAACUUACAGAGAAAGCGUGAAGGUCUUCAUUCUCUUGCAUUCAAGUCUUACAAACCUGAGAUCCAGAAUAAGUUAUUGAUCAUCAAAAAAAAAGCAAAACACAAGAAGCACAAAUCUGGAAAAAAAUCCGUCUCUAAAAAAGCAGUCACAAAGAAGAGGAAAACUGUCAUAAAGUCACCUACUGUACCAGAGUUUCAGCUUAUUUGCACUAAUCUUGAUGAACUCAGGGAAUUAAUCACAAAAAUCGAGAAUGAACUCAAAGAUCUGGAAAACAGUAGAAAAAAAUCGGGAAAAUGGUAUCAUCGGAGGCAAGCUGUAAAAGAAUUACAUAGUACAUUGAUACGUCUUUUAAAUGAAUUGCUGCCAUGGGAACCAAAGUUAAUGAAGGCUUUCCAAAGAAACAGGAGCCGCCUGAAGAAAGACUAUGAUGAUUUCAGAAGACAACCUGAUCAUGAUACAUUUAAUACAGAACUAUGGACCACUGAUGAAGGUGAAGGAGAUCUUGGAAAAGACUCUCCUAAGGGAGAAAUCAGUAAGUCUAUAGACUCAACAGAACCUCUGGAUAUCCUGGAGAAAGAUCACUUUGAUUCAGAUGAUAUGAAGUUGUCAGAAAUAGAUUUUCCUAUGGCUAGAAGCAAGCUGUUGAAAAAGGAAUUGCCUUCAAAAGACUUACCGAAGACACUGCUUAAAACACUUAAACGACAGUCCAAACAAACUGGUUAUGUGGAUGACAGCACAAAAGAGCUUUCUCCAAGGAAGAAGGCAAAGUUAAGCACAAAUGAGACAACAGUUGAGAAUCUAGAAAGUGAUGUGCAGAUUGACUGUUUCAGUGAAUCAAAGCAUACAGAGCCAUCAUUUCCAGAGUCAUUUGCCUCAUUGGAUUCAGUACCAGUGUCUACUCUCCAGAAAGGGACCAAACCCAUUCAGGCUUUGCUUGCAAAGAAUAUUGGGAACAAAGUGACCUUAACAAAUCAACUGCCUCCUUCCACAGGUAGAAAUGCUCCUGCUGUGGAAAAACCAGUUUUAUCUCCUCCGGAAGCAAGCCCGAUAAAGCCAGCAUUGACCUGCCACACCAAUACAAAAGGUCCUUUACAAAUGGUAUACAAAAUGCCCUGUGGCCAGUGGUUGCCAAUAGAUCUUCAAAAUAGCUCUGUAAAGAUUCAGGUGCAGCCUAUGAUGGAUCCUAAAACAGGAGAAAAAAUCAUGCAGCAAGUUCUUAUUCUGCCUAAGAAUUUUGUGAUUCAGCAUAAAGAAGGAAAAGCAGUUGCAAAAGAAAUGCCACCACUUCAACAGAAAGGUACAGAACAACAUUGUUCAUCUUUCCCACAGACAACAAAUAUAAAUUCUUCUUUAGCAUCAGUUUUUGUCAACUCACCAGGAACUGUUUCUACCCAACUACCAAAUGCAGUUUUCAACAAAACAAUUACACCUUUAUCAAAUAUAAGUAGUGCUAGACCACAGCCUUUGUCGCCUGUAACCUCUGUAAGUAACUUAUUAACACCAUCAGUUAAGACUAGCCAGAGUGAGGCAGGAAAAGCCAAGAAUGCAGUUUCAGCAGCCACAUUCUCCUUGCCCAGUGCUUCACCGACCAUUUCCUCCACAGGUCAGCCUCUGUUAUCAACAACAACACUAAAUGGGUCUACAAAUCCUGGUAGUUCCUUCAACUGUUUUGCACAACAGACUGCUGAUUCUUCCGAAGCAAAGCAAGAGCUGAAAACUGUGUGCAUAAGAGAUUCACAGUCAAUUCUUGUUAGGACACGAGGUGGGAACACUGGAGUUGUAAAAGUACAGACCAACCCAGAUCAAAAUUCACCCAAUACUGUAUCUUCAAGUUCAGUUUUCACUUUUGCUCCUCAGCUUCAGGCAUUUCUGGUGCCAAAAUCAACAACUUCUUCCUCUGCUUUUUCACCUGUAGCUGGAACAACUACUACAUCUAGUCUUUCACCUUUUAGCCAAACACCGACUUCUGUUUCCAUUCCAGCUAGCUUUACCCCAUCCAUGGGGAAAAAUCUCAAACUUACAUUAGGCCACCCCACUGGCAGUGGUAAUUUGGGCCACAUGAUAGAUAAAACUUCACACAUGCCCUCUUCUCCCUUGAAGUCCUCUAUUUGUUCUAGUACUCUACUACCAUCAACAACAAGUAGUUCGGUAAGUGUAAUUAGCAUAUCAGCAGCAAAUUUUGGACAAAACAAUGCAAAUAUUAUUCAUACUCCAACUAAACAGCAACAAGUAGAUUAUAUCACAAAAAGUUACCCUGUUACAAGGUCAGAAGCAACAGCAGCAACAAAUGGAGAUGUAAUCAGUGGGACUCCAGUUCAGAAACUUAUGCUGGUAUCAGCUCCAUCUAUUCUUUCUUCUGGCAAUGGAACUGCAAUUAAUAUGACACCUGCGCUGACAUCUACAGGUGUUUCUGCCCAGAAAUUAGUUUUUAUUAAUGCCCCAGUUCCCAGUGGUACAUCAACCCCAACUCUUGUUGCAGAAUCGUUAAAACAAGCUCUUCCUCCUCCAUUGAAUAAAGCAUAUGUUAAGACUCCAGAGCAACCCCAAAUAGUACUGAUUCCAUCUACAGUGGGCACACCAAUAAAAAUAAAUUCAUCACCAGCUGUGUCUCAGAUAAAAGAUGUGAAAAUUGGACUAAACAUAGGUCAAGCAAUUGUAAAUACUUCAGGCACUGUGCCAGCUAUACCAUCAAUUAACAUAUUACAAAAUGUAACCCCAAAAGGAGAAGACAAAAGUAGCAAAGGCUAUAUUUUGCCAUUGUCAACAAGUGGUAAUCCAGUUCCAGUAAGCUCAAAUUUUGUGAGUCAGAAUAUUACCCCUGUUAAUGAAUCAGUGGUUUCUGCAGCAAGAGCAGUAAACGUGCUUUCAGUUACUGGAGCAAAUUUAUCUUUGGGUUCCCUUCCAGUGACCUCAGCCUCUGCUUCAGCUGGGGCACGACCUCCUGUUUUAGUCAGUGGAAAUGAUACCUCUUCAAGAAUUAUGCCUAUUUUGUCAAAUAGACUUUGCUCAUCAAGUCUCGGAAACACUGUGGCUAUAUCAACUGUGAAAACAGGACACCUUGCAUCAUCUGUUCUGAUUUCAACUACGCAACCAGUAGUGUCUCCUAAAUGUUUAACAUCAGCUUUGCAAAUUCCUGUUACGGUUGCCUUACCUACACCUGUGACUACAUCCCCUAAAAUAAUAAACACAGUUCCACAUUCGGCAGCAGUACCAGGAGCCACACGUUCUGUAUCUAUCUCUAAAAGACAAUCUCAGACUUCACUCCAGUUUCAUUCACCAGGGAUUUCAACUACAGUGCCAACAAAUGUAAACACAAAUAAACCUCAAACUGAAUUGUCGUCCCUUUCACCAAGUCCAGGUAAAAUAAUUAAUACUUCCAAUUUUGCUUCUCUGCCAAAUCAGCAAGCUUUAGUAAAAACCCCCAGUUACAGUUCUGCUCCAGGUGGCACUACCAUUCACACGGCUUCGGCACCAUCCAAUGUAACUAGUCUAGUCGGGAGUCAGUUCAGUGAACCUUGUAUUCAGCAAAAAAUAGUCAUCAAUACCAGUACACCUUUGGCACCUGGUACUCAGAUUAUGAUUAACGGAACCCGGUUUAUUGUUCCACCACAAGGUCUUGGAGCUGGCAGCCAUGUUCUCCUUAUAUCUACUAAUCCAAAAUAUGGAGCCCCCUUAGUUCUUAACAGUGGCCAAGGCAUUCAAUCUACACCAAUAGAUAACUCUGCCCAGAAGAUCACACUAACAUCAAAUAAUUCUUUAAGUGGGCAACCUCUACAACAUCCUCUAAGAAGCCCUACAAAAUUUAUAAACUCUUUUGGGAAUGCAAGUUCUAUACCCACAGUACAUACAUCACCACAACUCAUAAACACAACUGCUAAAGUUCCUGUUCCACCUCCUGUACCAACAGUAUCACUGACUUCAGUAAUUAAGUCUCCAGCUACCCUUUUGGCUAAGACAUCUUUGGUUUCUGCCAUUUGCCCCAGUAAUCCUCCACUGCCAAGUAGCACUUCAGUGUUUCAUUUGGACCCACCUGUCAAAAAAUUGUUGGUUAGCCCAGAAGGAGCCAUUUUGAAUACCAUAAAUACUCCAGCAUCUAAGGUUUCUUCACUCUCUCCAUCUCUCUCUCAGAUUGUUGUAUCUGCCAGUCGAAGUCCUGCGUCUGUCUGCCCUGCUUUUCAGUCGUCGGGCUUAGAGAAGCCUGACAGAGCUGCAUCUUGAAUUUAGACUAAAAGAGCCAGUUUUUAAAUAAUGGGGCAUUGUUUUGACUCCCAUAAAAAUUUUAAAUGUUUAUUAUACUGUUGAAAGCAUACUAUACAUUGUGUGUGUGUGUGUGUUUGUGUGUGUGUGUGUGUGUGUGUGUGUGUUUUAAUGUAUCUUUUCAUUAGCUUGCAACAAGGCUUUGUUUUCUUGGGGAGGGAAAGAUCUGUUCCAUUUCACUUACUGUUCUGAGGAGGGUUUCAAGGUUCUGUGUUUAAAGUCAGGAUUUACCUGUCUGUAGAACAUAAAGUGAACAAAGUUUGAAUAGUUUAGAGUAAGCUAGCCUUUUGCACAUUUACACUGACAUGUUUCUUCUUGAAUUUGGACUGUUGCAGCAUAUCUAUGAUAUGGUAUUCCGUGUCAUUAGUGAAAUCUUAUUUUUGUUUCUGUAAAAAAAUAUAUAUAUAUUUAUGCAUUGUGAAAAAUGCAGUCCAUGAUGUAAAAUUGUACAUAUUCCAGAAUCCCUAACAACCUGUACUAAAUAUAUGUACAAAGAACUAUGCUGUCUUAUUUAUGUUUUGUUUACAUAAUGUAUAGUUUUUUAAGUAUUUUAGCAAUUUUGGACCAGUGAACUGUUAGCAACAAUGCAGAAGAAUCUGCAUGUAAUAAACUGAGUUGCUGUA
This is a messenger RNA of Gorilla gorilla gorilla (western lowland gorilla), 8382 nucleotides long. It is a transcript of the gene BRD10, whose product is annotated as bromodomain containing 10. The record is from RefSeq and is a predicted model, not a curated record. Lineage: Eukaryota; Metazoa; Chordata; Mammalia; Primates; Hominidae. The transcript has 8 exons. Gene Ontology annotation, molecular function: protein binding. Bases 2150 to 7720 code for a protein of 1856 amino acids.